AUGUCUCGGACACCUCAAAUGACGGUUCGACAAGCACUCCAGAUUGCUCAGACCAGUCAAACCGGUGACAUGGAUCCACAGGUUCUCCAGAUUUUAGAGAACUACCUAUAUCGGCUCUGGACUCGCAUUCAAGCAGAGCCGGAUACCUAUAUCAUGGAUCAACUGGAAUUCCCAGUCUUCAAUCACUUUCGAGCACGCAGCGAAUUUCAAAACGAGACAGCGAGGAAGGCAAUCGGAAGAUAUUGGGACAACCGAACUCCCGGCGACGGUUCUUCAAAUUCGGUACACCGUCACUAG
Fonsecaea pedrosoi CBS 271.37 is the source of this 297-nucleotide messenger RNA. RefSeq lists its product as uncharacterized. NCBI's taxonomy places the organism in Eukaryota, Fungi, Ascomycota, Eurotiomycetes, Chaetothyriales, Herpotrichiellaceae. Bases 1 to 297 code for a protein of 98 amino acids. The transcript has a single exon. The record is from RefSeq and is a predicted model, not a curated record.